AUGUCUAUGAAAUUAACCGCUGUCCUAGCUCUAGCUGCCGCUGCCGUCAUGGCCGAAGAAGUCUCUGACUACCAAGUUGCUCAAUUCGAAGGUAUGUUAAUCGAUGUUAACAAUCACUUGCAAGAUUACAUGUCUCUAGCCAUGAACGAUGCUGAUUUCACCAUCCCAUCCGGUGUUUUGGAUGUUUAUGAACACAUGACCACCUACGCUUCCGGUGAUGACUCUUACACUUCUCUUUUUACCGAAAUUAACUUCGCUCAAGUUACCACUGUUAUGAAACAACUACCAUGGUACUCUUCUAGAAUGCUACCAAUCAUUGAAUCUUAUCUAUCUGCUCACAGUUUCACUGAAGAAGAUGCCAGUGUUGCUGCUUCCUCUUCUUCUGCUGCUGCUUCCUCUUCUGCUGCUGCCUCUUCCUCUUCUUCUGCUGCUGCCUCUUCCUCUUCUGCUGCUGCCUCUUCCUCUUCUGCUGCUGCCUCUUCCUCUUCUGCUGCUGCCUCCUCUUCCUCUGCUGCUGCUUCCUCUUCCUCUUCUGCCUCCUCUUCCUCUUCUGCUUCUUCCUCUUCCUCUUCUGCCUCCUCUUCCUCUUCUGCUUCUUCCUCUUCCUCUUCCUCUUCUGCCUCCUCCUCUUCUGCCGCUUCUUCCUCUUCUGCUUCCUCUUCCUCUUCUGCCUCUUCCUCUUCUGCCGCUUCUUCUUCCUCUUCUUCCCAAAACGGUGCUGCUCAACUAACCGCUGGUAUGGGUGCUUUCGCCGCUGCCGUUGCUAUGCUAUUAUAA
Molecule: messenger RNA, 777 nt
Organism: Maudiozyma saulgeensis
Lineage: Eukaryota; Fungi; Ascomycota; Saccharomycetes; Saccharomycetales; Saccharomycetaceae
Source: the annotation of a GenBank genome assembly